Messenger RNA from Helobdella robusta, 858 nucleotides. RefSeq lists its product as hypothetical. The transcript has 2 exons. The record is from RefSeq and is a predicted model, not a curated record. Bases 1 to 858 code for a protein of 285 amino acids. Lineage: Eukaryota; Metazoa; Annelida; Clitellata; Rhynchobdellida; Glossiphoniidae.
AUGAGUACACGUGCAAAGACAAAGUCAGAUUCGUUGAAAAACUUCAGCUGUUUUCGUUGCGGUUGUGUUUCAAAUCUUACGUUAAUACCAGAUGAUGUGUACUGUUUUAUUCAGAAGUAUAAUAAUUUGAAGUGGUUUUGUGAUACAUGUAACAAUGUUUCUCCAGACACCAAAUCAUCAGCGGAAAUAGACACGGAUCUGCUUGCGAGGGCAGUUGACAGAAGUAAACAGGAAUUGAUGAUUAAAAUUGAUGGAUUGACAGAUGCCAGUAAAAUCAUAGAAUCGGAGCUCCGGAAUAUCAGAUGUGCAGUAAAAUUGAAUGAUGAAAAAUUAAGCAACAUUAAUCAUGCUGUUGAUGAGAUGCGUACGGGCAGUGGUGGAGUCAUCAAGAAUGUGCAAAAAAAGUUGAAUGAUGCGACAGACAUCAAGGAGAGAGAAAAAAAUUUGGUGCUUUUUAGACGUGCUGAAGGAGACGACGACAAAGAACGUGUUAUGAAGAUUUUUAAUCAGUCGACCCGAAACGAAGUUGCCGAGAAAGCAGUUGUUAAAGUAACGAGACUGGGGAAAAAACAAGAAAAAAUAAACAGACCGUUAUUGUUAAGUCUUGAUAGUGUUGAGUCGAAAAACUUAAUAAUGGAUAAUGUAUCACGAAUGAAAUCGUUGGAUGAUGUCCUAAAAGGUGUUUGGCUUAGUCACGACCUAUCAAAUGAUCAGAGAGAUGAGCUGAAAAAGUUGAUCAAUGAUGCAAAAAAGCAGGAAUCUGUAAGCGGUGAUUUUUUAUUCAGAGUGAGGGGACCUCCGGGAAGAUGGAAAAUAGUCAAGUUUCGGAGGGAUCAAAAACUGAAAGAAAAAGUUUGA